Fonsecaea nubica is the source of this 1899-nucleotide messenger RNA. RefSeq lists its product as hypothetical. NCBI's taxonomy places the organism in Eukaryota, Fungi, Ascomycota, Eurotiomycetes, Chaetothyriales, Herpotrichiellaceae. Gene Ontology annotation, cellular component: fungal-type vacuole membrane. Bases 1 to 1899 code for a protein of 632 amino acids. Gene Ontology annotation, biological process: transmembrane transport; basic amino acid transport. The transcript is spliced from 2 exons. Gene Ontology annotation, molecular function: basic amino acid transmembrane transporter activity. The record is from RefSeq and is a predicted model, not a curated record.
AUGAAGAGCCACGACGAAAGACCGCUGAUCGAUACGACAGCAACGCCAGGCCCGUGCAUCGAAGCUGGCAUCGAGGAUCAUACGGGUGCCCAGCCCACUGAAACAACAAGCUUGCUUGCCCAUCGGAAUCGCCCAAGUCGCUCUGAUGUUCACUAUCGAGACUGCAUCUCGGGCCCUCGGUUCCAUUUUCUGUUCUGGAGCAUAAUUUUCGGUUGCUCGAUUGCAUUUUUUGACACCACAUUGAUGGCUUCUUCCCACCCCGUCAUUACUUCAUACUUUGAAGCCUCCAAUGCUGCUUCCUGGCUUAGCACUGUCUUUUAUCUGACUUCGACGGUAUUUCAGCCAGUGUACGGCCGUGUCUCGGACACGAUCGGUCGGCGACCGGCAUUGCUGUUCGCCAUUAUCAUGUUCUUCGCCAGCACGCUAUGGUGCGGUGCAGCUGGCAGUAUUGGCAGUUUCAUCGCCGCCAGAGCGGUAAGUGGACUGGGAGCCGGAGGAGUGAUUGCCCUUGGAGGGAUCUUGACCAGUGACAUUGUCAAAAUCGAGUACAGGGGGAUUUAUCAAAGUUAUUUCAAUUUGUCGUACGGAGCGGGCAAUGGACUAGGCGCCGCCUUGGGAGGCUUUCUCUGCGACUACUUCGGCUGGCGCGCUGCCUUUUUCUUGCAGCUGCCCUUCAUCGCCGUUUACGGUAUCCUCGCUAUUUUUUCUUGCCCUGAUAACCUGGGCCCAAAUCUUGCAAAGACCCAAGGGAAAACACUGAGUCAAGCAUUCAAAAGCUUCGACACUUAUGGAAUGUUUGGCAUGAUCCUCACAGUCUCCGGCCUCAUCCUGGGGGUAAAUCUGGGCGGGAAUGUGUUCAUCUGGACACACCCCUUUGUCAUCAGCAGCCUGGUUAUCUCUGCCAUCGCAGGUGUCUCCUUGGUAUUUGCGGAGCGCAAAGCCGAACGUCCUAUCCUCCCUCUCAGACUUUUCUCGACGAUACCCAUCGCGAAUGUUAUAGGAAGCAACUUUAUUGCCUCCUUGAUCUCCAAUACGGUUUUGUUCAAUGUUCCACUCUACCUCCAAGCUGUUCGACAGACUUCGCCGACGACUUCUGGUCUUUACCUGGUUCCUCCUCUAGUCGGCUCUAGCAUCGCCGCCAUGCUAACAGGACUUUACAUUACUCUCAGACGACGCAUGAAGCCGCCGAUGGUGCUGGCUUCAAUCAUGGGACUCGGCGGCUCGAUUGCUGUAACGUGCCUAUCAGCAGACACGCCUACCUCGCUUCUCCCCUUUCUCAUUCCCGUCGUCUCGAUCGGCCAAGGAUUCUUUUUCCCAGCAGGAACGAUUGCGAUCCUUGCCCUCAACUCCCAGGAGGACCAAGCUGUGGCCACCACCACACUCGGUCUUGUCCGCAACCUCGGCUCCAUUAUGGGUGUGGCCUUGAGUAGCUGGGUGUUGCAGAAUGCGCUGCCGAUAUAUUUGAACAGAUAUGUCACAGCACCCGACGCAGCGACCAAACGAGAGAUCAUUCGUAGCGUGAGGGAAUCCAUCAACUCGAUUCGAAAUUUGGACCCCUUGCACAAGAGACAGGUCAUUGACGCGUAUGCGUCGAGCUUGAGAGCGACUUUUCUCUUGAGCAUCAUCUUCUCCAUUCUAUCUAUUUUGCUCAUUUGGCCUACUCAGCUUCCCAGUUUGCAAACGCAAGAGGACAUGGACAAAGAUGAGACAGCUGUUUUUACUCCGGAAUCGAGCGAUGACUAUGAAGAGGAAGAGGAUGUAGCCGACGCGCGAGCGUUGCUGGCUACGCCGACCUGCUCCAUUGUGCGAACUUUCACUGGCGGUACAAAUCGGAGUACAAGAUCAACAUCUUUGGAUGGGAUUCUGGAAAGGAGAGCAAGUUUCGACACAAACUUGUAG